Messenger RNA from Asparagus officinalis (garden asparagus), 2043 nucleotides. RefSeq lists its product as uncharacterized. Bases 144 to 1757 code for a protein of 537 amino acids. The transcript is spliced from 5 exons. Lineage: Eukaryota; Viridiplantae; Streptophyta; Magnoliopsida; Asparagales; Asparagaceae. The record is from RefSeq and is a predicted model, not a curated record.
AUACCCCCAUUCACCCCCCGCACUUCCCCCCGAUUUCAAAACCUCCGUCCCCAAAAACCCUAACCCUAGCCCUAACUGCCCCCAAAAACCCUCGCCCAAAUUCCCCAAAACCCUAGCUCUAGGGUUCAAAUUUCUCCCCCUUAAUGGAUCCCGUCCUCAUUGAGUCCCCAACCGAUGCAAAAUCCCCCAACUUCAACGUCGUCUUCAACCUUAACUACGGCCCCAUGCUCAAGGAGUCCAUCGACCGCUUCCUCAGCUCAAUCCAAACCCAAACCCUAGAUUUCUCCGCCUUCCGCUCGAUUUUCUCCAGAUUUCUGCAGUCUUCCGCGGACCCUCCCCUAGAAAUCAUCUUGUUCUACUGUGCGAUUAACUACCACGAGUCUCUUUCUUGCGCGAGGAGCACUCUCGAUCGAGUCGUUGCGAUCAAGAACUUGCUUCAGUGUCUAGCUGCUUGCUCUUCUUCUUGCAGUGGAUUGAAGUCCAUUGCUCUUCUGGCUCCGGCGGUUGCUGAUCUCUAUAGCUGUGUUUUGGAAGAGGAGAAGGUCAGUGGGAAGGAGGGGAAGAAGUUGAGGAGGGAGAUUGAGGGGUUGAUCGAGGGGACUCUUAGUUACAUUAGCAUUUGUAGUGGUAAGAGCUGUGAAUUCGAGGAUUUUGGUACUGGGUUGCUCCCUUGCUUCCUCGAUUUGGUUAGGGUUUGGACGGUGAGGAGGUCCGGAGAAGGAAGUGGAUUGGAGGUGUUUUUUCCUUUGGUAAGUAGGGAGAUUAGGGGGAAGUUUAAGGAGGAAGGAUGUGGAGUUGGGUAUUUGGCUGGUGUUGUGAUUGUUGAGGCUUUUCUGCUGAAGUUAUGCUUGAAGGUCCGAGCUGGUGGGUCCUCGAGGGAGGACUUGCAGAAGGAGUUGAGGGUUUGGGCUGUUAGCUCAGUCACUGUGUUCCGGAAUCACUUCUUUUUUGCAGAAAUAUUGCUGAAGUUGCUGCUGGACCCAACAUUGCCUGUUUUGGCCCUCUUAGAUUAUAAAGAUGAGAACCUAAUUCGAGGCAUCAUCUAUGAUGUUGUGAUAUUGGUAGAUUAUUCUUUCAUUAACCCUGGAAUGAAUGUGGAUCCAUCUUAUGAUUUUAUGAGAUGCAUUGCCGUCAGAAGGUUGAUAGUUACACAUGAUGCUAUCCGAAUUGCCCGGGAGAAGGGAGAUCAUAGCAAAGCAAUUUCCUAUAUGAGUGCAUUUUCAACCUCGUGCUUGCCUCAUCAAAUAAUCAAGUGGGUUGCUACUCAAAUUGGCACAGAGAGGACCAAGAAGCCAGAUAUUAACACUCCUCAAGUAGUUCUCGAGUGGCUUGUGAGUCUUGAAAAUCUAACUAAAGAUCAAUGGCCAAGCUUUUUUGAGGAUAACACAUCAAAACUCUGUGCCAACUUGAUGCUUGACAAGUCAAAAACCACCUCUGAUGUCUCGGUUUUCAGUACUAUUAGCAAGAAAUCAGUCGCUGACUUCUUUUUUGACAAGGGAAAUGUUGCUGAAGAUGAGGAAAUGCAAUCAAUGGAUGAUUUUGCAUUUUUUGCUGCUUGUAGAUCGACGAAUUCACCUGUUAAUGGGAAGAAGAGGAAAAAUGUGGGAGAUAAAGAGGAAACACCUGGGAAAUUUAUCAAGUACAAGAUCGAUGACAGCUUAAUGAACGGUAAUGGAUUGAGCAGUGGUAGUGAAGUGGACAACCCAAACUCCGAUGGUGAAGAUUCAAACUCGGAUGAUGAAAUGGAAGAGAACUAGACCAAAAGUAUCAAUGCUUAAGGUUUUUUGUCCGCGGUUAUGUAAUGAUUUGCAUUGUCCAAACAUGAGAACUGCUACAAGUCUGGAAUUGCUUUUGUUGUGCUGUUAUAUAUUAGAAUAUAGGGGACUAUGAAUGUAGUAACUUCGAUAUUGUCUACGUAACCCAAGUAUAGAGAUUUGUAUCUGGAGGCUACGAGUAGGAUGUUGGGUAUUAAUCUGAUGCUUGUUUGUACUAUGAAUUACUUUAGUAAGUUUUCUACCUAGUCGAGUUAUACGUCUUUGUAUU